Molecule: messenger RNA, 2697 nt
Organism: Suillus clintonianus
Lineage: Eukaryota; Fungi; Basidiomycota; Agaricomycetes; Boletales; Suillaceae
Product: nucleotide-diphospho-sugar transferase
Exons: 10
Coding region: 10-2451 (813 amino acids)
Biological process (GO): biosynthetic process
Cellular component (GO): eukaryotic translation initiation factor 2B complex
Molecular function (GO): translation initiation factor binding; translation initiation factor activity; guanyl-nucleotide exchange factor activity
Source: RefSeq, a predicted model, not a curated record
CUCCUUGAAAUGUCCCCGAACACGGCUUCCUCUGCUGGCAAGGAGAAAUUGAUCGCAGAUGAGGAAGAGGUCCUUCAAGCUGUCAUUCUAGCAGACAGUUUUAACAAACGAUUUAAGCCGCUAACCACGCAUAAACCUCGAUGCUUGCUGCCGAUAUGUAAUGCUCCAUUGUUAGACUGGACGUUCGAAAGCCUUGCUCUAGCAGGUGUGCAAGAGAUCUUCGUAAUAUGUCGAUCUCAUGCGGAACUGGUCAAAACUGCGAUAAAGAAUUCGAAGUGGUCGAAGCCCGGCGCAGGCCUCAAGAUCGUUCCAAUUGUGACCGCGAAAGAGACGUUCACGCCUGGUGAUGCCAUGCGCGACAUCUACACGCAUGGCAUCAUCACUUCAGAUUUCGUCCUUGUCACUGGUGACCUCGUGAGCAACAUACAUAUUGGUGAUGUUGUACGCGAGCACAAGGAGCGGAGGAAAACGGACAAGGACGCCAUAAUGACGAUGGUAGUCAAACAGAGUGGCGUGAACCAUCGGACGCGUUCGAAAGGUGAUUCUGCGGUGUUUGUCAUAGAUCCAGAGACAUCAAAAUGCCUGCACUAUGAGGCGGUGACUGGGUACCCGCCGAAGAAAUACGCAAGCAUUCCACGCGAAAUUCUGAAUGAACACCCUGAGGUGGAGAUCCGAAAUGACUUGAUUGAUUGUUCUAUAGACAUAUGUUCUGUAGAGGUGCCGUCAUUGUUCCAAGACAACUUCGACUACGGGGAUGUACGAAGGGACUUCGUUCACGGCGUCCUUACGUCUGACCUACUAAUGAAAAGUAUCUAUUGCUACAUCGCUAAAGAGGGUUAUGCUGCUCGUGUUAGGGAUACUCGGAGUUAUGACUCCAUCAGCAAAGACAUUCUUUCAAGAUGGACAUUCCCUUUGGUGCCGGAUGACAACCACCCUGGUGGCCACUCGUAUGAGCACCUGCGAGGAAACAAAUACAUCGCCAAGGAUAAUUCCGUGAUACUCUCUCGGACGUGCAAGAUUGGAAACAACACGCUGAUUGGCUCGAAAUCGCAGAUAGCUGAUAAUGCUCAGGUCACAGCAUCUGUUCUUGGCCAGCGGUGCAUUGUUGGUGCGGGCAGUGUAGUCCGCAACUCUUAUCUCUUCGAUGGCGCAAUUGUCGGACCGAAUUGUGUCGUUGAGCACAGUAUAAUCGGGUCGGGCGUCCAAAUCAAGGAGCACACUCGUGUGGAACGCGGGUGUUUGAUUGCUGAUGGCGUCGUCGUUGGUCCGCAUGCGAGACUUGCGCCAUUUUCAAGAUUGUCCAAGCGGCGGCAGGAUGGUGAUGAGGAAGACGAAGAACAAGAGGUUGCAGAAGAACAAGAUGAUGAAGAAGAACAAGAGGAUGAUGAAGGCGAAGACGGUGAUGACGAAGAUGAGGUCGACUCAGAGCUAGAGGACGUAGAAGCAAACCAAGAUCCCGAAGCUCUUGCAAAACUUGGUCCUGGCACUAAUGCGAUAAUCUGGCCACUGCCAAUUGUUGACGAGGACGAAGACAUCGAUGAGCUGGAACACCCUGAUAACCAGCGCUUGAUGCGAAUAGGCGACGACGCAUCAGAUCUCGUUCUCUCAGACCCUGGCUCUGUCACUUCGUCAGAGUCUGAGUCUGAGUCGGAUUCUGAUGAUGAUGACGAGCGCUUCGACGGCUCCAACCCCGCCUCCUCGACCACUUCACUUCCCCUCAGCACGCCUUCGAAUCUGGUUGCACAGGCAGACUCGGCACUGAUAUCAGAAUUUCAGCAGGAAGUCAAGCAGUCGCUCGAUCGUGCAUUUGCUGAAGGUCAUUCUGUCGACAACGCCGCUGUGGAACUGAAGACGCUGCGUAUGGCAAGUAACGUGUCUCUUCGCCUAGUGCGGGAAGCCGUAAUCGCAGCCAUCGUAAGCCGUAUCAAAAUCAUGGCGGGCGGAGGCGUUCCGCAGCGACAGGAGAUUGCUAGUAUGAUUGCUCGAUGGGGAGGGCUGAUUGACAAGAUUGGAGGGGUUGAUCCGGUGGAGACUGUCGAGAUCCUUCAAGAAUAUUGCGCUUCAUCGGAUCGCUUGCCCCUGUUUGGUCAGAUUCUUGCCGCACUCUACCAGGACGACACAGUUGACGAGAAUGAUAUCCGCGCAUGGCAUGAAAAUCCCAAGUCUCAAGGUCAGGGUGUUAAGCCUACGUCUCUGCAAGACAACUACAAGAAAUGCUGGGUUACUGGAGCCCACAUGAUAAAACAGUUCGAUGAGCAGGAUAGUGAUGAAGAAUCGGAGGAAGAGUCGGACGAGGACAGCGAAUCGAAGGAAGAGAUUCCUGCUGUCAAAACUCCAGUCACAAAGGGGCUACCUUCGGCAGGUGCAAAUUCUUCGGAAGAGGCUUCAUCCGAGGCGAGCUCGAACGAAGAGGACGACGAGGGUAGUACUGACGAGAAUGACAGUGAAUAGAACACUUCCUGUCUUCUUGUAGCGAUGACGGAAGGGAUCAAAAUCUAUUGCGAGAUCGCGUCAAGGGUCGACUGACAACUUGAUUUCAGUGGCUACUGAUAAUGUCAACGGACUGAUUCAAGUGUCCCAAUAGGAGAGAUUGAAACAAAGCUAUGUUGAAUUGCUGUUUCACCUGUCAGAUAAAUUUUCUGGGCGUUCACUUGGUAGCGUACACAAACUCAUCAUUCUUAUCAAAACAAUGACCCA